AUGACACAAAAAGUACUUUUCCUGGACGAGAUCCACGACGCCACCAAGGACUACGCGGCUCUGGCGCAGAAAUGCGAUAUUCAGCAUGUCGGAACAACGUCGCGAGAGCAGUUUCUCAAGGAGUGCAAGGAGGGCAAGUACGACGGGUUUGUGGCCAUCUACCGAACGUUCACCACGCUCGGCAAGGUCGGAAGGUUCGACAAGGAACUAUGUGACGCUCUGCCGGCCUCCAUCAAGGCUGUGUGCCACUACGGAGCCGGCUACGACCAGGUGGAUGUGGCGCCGUUCACCGAGCGGGGAAUCCAGGUCAGCAACGUCCAAGGAGCCGCUGACGCCGCCACGGCGCUGACCAACGUAUAUUUGAUGCUGGGCUGUCUGCGAAACUUUGGUCAUGCGGCCAUUUCGCUCCGACAGGGCAAUUGGAUUGGAGACGUGCCGUUGGGCCAUGAUCCCGACGGCAAAGUGCUCGGAAUCAUGGGCAUGGGCGGCAUUGGCCGUCAGGUGAGAGAUUACGUCAAGCCGUUCGGGUUCGAGAAAAUCAUCUACUACAAUCGAAGCCGACUGUCUCCGGAGCUCGAGGGCGGAUGCCAUUACGUGACUCUGGACGAGCUGUAUGCCCAGGCCGACGUCAUCUCCGUCAACGUCCCCCUCAACGCCGCCACCCGUCACAUGAUCAACUCCGAGUCCAUUUCCAAGAUGAAGGACGGUGUUAUCAUCGUCAACACCGCCCGAGGCCCGGUUAUUGACGAGCAGGCUCUUGUUGAUGGUCUCAACUCCGGCAAGAUCAGCUCCGCCGGUCUGGACGUGUAUGAGCACGAGCCCAAGAUUAACCCCGGUCUGCUGAAGAACCCCCAGGCCCUGCUGCUGCCCCACUUUGGCACUUUUACCAUUGAGACCCAUCGAAAAAUGGAGGAGGCGGUACUCAACAACAUUGAGACGUUCCUGAAGACCGGUAAGGUGGCCACGAUUGUACCCGAGCAGAACGGCAAGUUCUAG
Molecule: messenger RNA, 996 nt
Organism: Yarrowia lipolytica CLIB122
Lineage: Eukaryota; Fungi; Ascomycota; Dipodascomycetes; Dipodascales
Molecular function (GO): NAD binding; oxidoreductase activity, acting on the CH-OH group of donors, NAD or NADP as acceptor
Source: RefSeq, a predicted model, not a curated record